Funneliformis caledonium is the source of this 279-nucleotide messenger RNA. Lineage: Eukaryota; Fungi; Glomeromycota; Glomeromycetes; Glomerales; Glomeraceae. The record is from the annotation of a GenBank genome assembly.
AUGACCUCACAACCGAAUCAAGAAAUAAUUGACCAAUCAUCAUCGACAAAUGAGCAUAUAUCGAUUGACGGUCGGUCACAAGGAGAUUUGAGUAAAUUGAUGAAGGAAUUUGAUGAAAUGAAUACCGUCAAUUUAGCUAAAUAUGAUAACGAAGAAAUGACAUCUAAAAGAAUUUCAUCUGAUAACGAGGAAAUAUCAUCUAAAAGGGACGAAUUAAUUUCAUCUGAUAACAAGGAAUUAUCGUCUAAAAAGGAUUUAAGUGAGAAAAUUGAGGACAUU